Molecule: messenger RNA, 426 nt
Organism: Micromonas pusilla CCMP1545
Lineage: Eukaryota; Viridiplantae; Chlorophyta; Mamiellophyceae; Mamiellales; Mamiellaceae
Exons: 2
Biological process (GO): protein folding in endoplasmic reticulum
Cellular component (GO): endoplasmic reticulum
Molecular function (GO): protein-folding chaperone binding; misfolded protein binding
Source: RefSeq, a predicted model, not a curated record
GACGACGCGCUGAGGGACCUGAACGAGUGCGUCGCGAUCGACCCGAACGACGCGGCGGCGUACAUGUUACGAGCGACCGUGCAGCGCGAUCGCGGGGAGUACGAGAGGCAUUUCAACGACUAUCGCUCGGCGCAACGCGCGGACCCGGACGCGCCCGGGAUCGCGAAGCUCGUGCAGAAAGCCGCGAAGAUGGCGAUCGGCGUCAAGACGUCGGAGUUUUACGAGCUUCUCGGCGUGACGCAAGACGCGAGCGCGAAAUCGAUUCGACGCGGGUACCGGAAAGCCGCCGCGCAGUGGCACCCUGAUAAGUGGCAGCAGUGCGACGAGAAGCAGAAAUCGGUCGCGGAGAAGACGUUUCGUCGGGUCGCCGUGGCUUACGAGACGCUCAGCAACGCGCACCAGCGCAGGCUGUACGACCAAGACCCG